UUUUAAUGAAUACUUAUGUUUGUUACACGUCUAGGAAUUGAUUUGCUUGCUGGUAUAAUUCCUGAAUUGUGCAUGAAGUAUCCCAAUUUGCAUUUUCUCAUUGGUGGUGAGGGACCCAAACGAAUUGUAUUGGAAGAAGUCAGGGAAAAAUACCAGCUUCAUGAGAGAGUACGUCUUUUGGGCGCUCUUGAGCAUAAAGACGUGAGAAACGUUUUGGUGCAGGGCCACAUUUUCCUCAACACUUCUCUGACUGAAGCCUUUUGUAUGGCAAUAGUUGAGGGAGCAAGUUGUGGUCUCCAGGUUGUCAGCACCAAAGUUGGUGGAGUGCCAGAGGUUCUGCCUGACGAUCUUAUCAUUUUAUGUGAGCCCACUGUUAAGUCACUUUGUGAAGGAUUGGAAGCAGCCAUUACUAAGCAUCACCAAGGGGUACUGCCAUCAGCCGAAACAAUCCACAACAGAGUAAAGAAUUUGUACACCUGGAGGAAUGUGGCUGAACGGACUGAAAAGGUUUAUGAUCGUGUGGCCAAAGAGGGGAUACUGUCGAUGAACAAACGACUGUACAGAUUGAUGACCCACUGUGGUCCUGUGGCUGGUUGCAUUUUUGCUUUAGUUGCUGUUUUGGACUUUCUUUUCUUGUUGCUUUUGAGAUAUAUAGUUCCAGAUGCUAUGAUUGACAUUGCUGUAGAUGCCACAGGUGUAAAUGGAGCUUGGAAGCAACAAGCGGGACAGUCAACUGUUGAGAAGAUUAGGAAAACUCUGCCUUUCUCUGAAGAGAAUGACUGUAGUGCACAAACCUGAUGCCUUGAUUUUAUAGUAGCUUUUGAACUCAUGAUUUGAAUCCUUGAGGAUUAUCAAAUUUUAUCAGGUUUUUCUGUUUUGUAUGACAGUGACUUCAUCUCAUUAUUUUGUUACCUUAAGUAGCCAUUAUAAACUUUAACUGCAUAUAAUCAGAAUAUGACUAAUAUGGAUAAAAUCUUAAUAGAUAUAAAAGUUAAA
Molecule: messenger RNA, 996 nt
Organism: Stegostoma tigrinum
Lineage: Eukaryota; Metazoa; Chordata; Chondrichthyes; Orectolobiformes; Stegostomatidae
Gene: piga
Product: phosphatidylinositol glycan anchor biosynthesis, class A
Exons: 4
Coding region: 16-798 (260 amino acids)
Biological process (GO): GPI anchor biosynthetic process
Cellular component (GO): glycosylphosphatidylinositol-N-acetylglucosaminyltransferase (GPI-GnT) complex
Molecular function (GO): phosphatidylinositol N-acetylglucosaminyltransferase activity
Source: RefSeq, a predicted model, not a curated record